This is a messenger RNA of Cadophora gregata, 1533 nucleotides long. RefSeq lists its product as uncharacterized. Bases 1 to 1533 code for a protein of 510 amino acids. Lineage: Eukaryota; Fungi; Ascomycota; Leotiomycetes; Helotiales; Ploettnerulaceae. The record is from RefSeq and is a predicted model, not a curated record. The transcript is spliced from 4 exons. Gene Ontology annotation, molecular function: protein binding.
AUGUACCACCUUCUCCAACCGAGCAUUAUGGAUAUCACCACGCUAUCCAACGAUUUAUUUAGGCUUGUUCUUGAAUACUUGUCUCCCGAGGACCUGAUUCGCAGUCGACGCGUCUCCAAGCAGUUCAAGGCAGCACUGACAGAGGUCGAUUUAUGUCGCCAUCUUCUGAUUGAACACUUCCCUCGGUCACGAGAGGCGAGGUCCAUCAGCUUGUGUCCUUUGCAAGAUUGGGGACAUGAGUUUCUGCGGGUAGCUUCGAGAUAUCAUCACCUGAGAUGUGGCGAAGCGACAAGUGUCGAGAAGCUGGCACUUGCAAAAUCAUUCGUCGUGCCUGCGUGGUCCAGGCAUUUCCCCGUCGCCUCUUGGCAACAGCACUUGCAGUUUGAGGAUAAGACAUCACCUUUCCAUUAUCCAGAUACGCUCUGGACCUACGAUGAUGGGAUCUUGAUAUUACCUUCUGUGAAAUCUCAGAACUACGUGCUAUAUGAUUUGAGUACCGGUAGAAAGUCACUUAUUGAUCUUGAGACUGACAAGAAAGUUGUCAGAAGAAUUCGACUAAAAUAUGGGGUGCUUGUCGUUGAAUGGUGUGAAAACGAGCCUUACCACCAACUGAAUGAGAACGAAAUGGUUUGCAGGCAUUUUGCUACUGCUUAUGAUUUGAGGAGAAUCGAUAGUAGCCAGUGGACUAUUGUUUUAAGGACCGAAUGGAAGAUACAUUUCCUAGGAUUUCCACUGGAUUCUCAAGAUCGCUUCUUCAGUGCACGCACAUGUACCCACUAUGCUAUCUACACAUGGCAAAGAAACCGCAGUGCCUGGGGUGAAGAUGAGCCUAUUGAGGCACUAGCCAUUUGGGAUAUCUCAUCUCCAUCUCCGUACAGACCAAGUGAGGAUCCUACCGGCAAGGCCAACCCCCAAGAUGAUUCCGAGGGUGCUCGCGUCAUUAGACGAUUCUCAUUCGCAAACUUGGAUUUUUACCAAAUCAGACAGCGUUCAGACCCAAUUCUUCGUUGCUUGGAGCUAGACGAGCAGAAUGUUUAUGUUAUUGUAGAAAGUCACCGGUGGCUUGUGGGCCAGCAAGCUGCUAGCAACCUUCCACAAUUGCACCAUGUCAAAACGACCGGAAUUCCUUUCGGCAUUGGACCUGCAUGGGAGGACGAGUGUGGAGCGAACGGCGACACGAAUUUCUCUUUUUGUGAAAAGGCGUCGGACAUCAGGUCUCCACACAUCGCUCCGUGUUGGAGGCACGAAGAAUUUCCAUAUCUUACUGUAACCGAAAUGGUAGAUUCUGGUGCUGGCGUGGUUUUUUCUGCUCGACAUUGCUUCAUGCUUGAGGCCAUCUCUCUUGAGAUUACACCCAAAGUCCAUAUGAGGGAACCAGAGUAUGCGGUAUCAUUGCGUGACGACAUUUGGCCUCAAUUGCUCGCUAAAGGCAAGCUUUGCGGAGAUGAACGAUUCUUGAUUGGCGAAAACGCAAACCAUGAAGUAGUUAUCCUGCACUUUGAUGAUCGAGGACUCCAGAAGGCGUCCAUGUAG